This is a messenger RNA of Pogona vitticeps (central bearded dragon), 1204 nucleotides long. NCBI's taxonomy places the organism in Eukaryota, Metazoa, Chordata, Lepidosauria, Squamata, Agamidae. The record is from RefSeq and is a predicted model, not a curated record.
AUGGUAGGUGUGCAGAUAAUGGAUGAUAGCGAAGAUUUCUGGUUGUAUCUCAAGCCCAGUGAACCAUUGCCAUCUCAGUGCUGUGGCAGUGGAUGCAAACCCUGCAUCUUUGAUAUUUACCAGAAGGAGUUGGAGCAAUGGGAAGAGGCUAAAGCAAAAAAAGACAGAAGCCUGCUGACCAGGAAGAAACAGCAAAGUAGCAAUUCAGAACUAACACAAGAAACAUUUACGGCUUUCAUCAUAAGCUCCAUUGAUCAGCUGACAGAGGACACCUACCAGUAUACUUUUGAAUUGCCUGGAAAUAGCAGGCUGGGAUUGAGUUUGGGACAACAUAUUGUACUAAGAGGACUAGUAAACGGCUUGGAGGUCCAGAGAGCUUAUACUCCAAUUACCCCUGUGAAUGCUGAAGGGUACUUUGAAGUUUUAAUAAAGUGCUACGAGAAUGGACUAAUGUCACAAUAUGUAAAAUCCUGGAAAAAAGGAGAUGCCAUUUUUUGGAGAGGCCCAUUUGGAGGCUUUCCUUACACAGCCAACCAGUAUGGAGAACUCCUUAUGCUUGCUUCUGGUACUGGUCUAGCCCCAAUGCUUCCUAUCCUUCAGUAUAUAACAGAAAAUGAGGAUGAUGAAACAUUUGUAACUCUAGUGGGCUGCUUCCGGACCUUUGAAAAUAUUUAUAUGAAGUCUCUUCUUCAAGAACAGUCCCGAUUCUGGAAUGUAAGGACGUUUUACGUAUUAAGCCAGGAAUGUUCACUAGAAAAUCUGCCAUGGAGUUUUCGAGAGAACACACACACUGGUCGAAUAAAUGAAAAUUUGAUUAGGAGUAUGUUGAACAUGUGCAGAAAGCAACCUUUUGUACUGAUAUGUGGCUCAGUGGCGUUUAGUGAAGAUAUGGAGAAAUGCUUGAAAAUUAUUGGUCUUGAAAAAGAAUCAUAUUUUAUAUUUUAAAUGAAUUCAAAUGAAUAACUUUUCAUUUUAUUUUGUUAUACUGUUCCACUCAUGUUUAUCUGUUCCAUGUACUUAUUUUUUUAAAACAAUAUUGUAAAAUGAACAGAUACUGUAAAAUAAAGUGUACAUUUAAGGAAGGUGGUGGGCUUGUUGAAUCCAAACAAGACUGAAUUUUUAAUUUGAUCUAAUACAGUGGUGCCCCGCAUAGCGACAUUAAUCCGUUCCGGAUUAAUCGUCGCUAUGCAGAAACAUCGCUAAA